Symbiodinium sp. CCMP2456 is the source of this 1695-nucleotide messenger RNA. The record is from the annotation of a GenBank genome assembly. NCBI's taxonomy places the organism in Eukaryota, Dinophyceae, Suessiales, Symbiodiniaceae.
GUGGCCGGGCAUGCGUACCGAGCAGAUGCCAAUUCUCUCGGACAUGGCCGCUUUUAACCGACACCCCUUGUCUGAGCUUCGUAGCGCCCUCUUCCAUCUUCGUAACUUCUCUUGGCAGCCGCCAAGCAUGAGUCGCACCAAUGUGCGUGAAGUCGAGGAGCUCAGGGCGGCUUACCGAUGCUGGCCAUCUGCAGUGUGCAGGCAGGGACCCGACAUAGUGCCUUUGCAUGAAGACCAGGUCUAUGGUAUCACUCAGGACCUUGAUGGUCGCGCUUGUGGCAUUGAAGUCCUCGACGGGAUUUCUGGGACUCAGCUCUGGUCUAUGUCUGGUGCGGUUGUCUUUGCUGGAGAUGCAUUUGCUGGCGUUUUGUCAGCUGCUUGCGACACGAUCCAUGUUGCACGUGAGCUAGAUGUGAGUGUGCGCUUCGAGGAUGCGAAGCCCUUGACCUUGAUGAGUACCUGGACUUGCUUGUGGACUUGCCUGUACAGCUUCGUGCAUUUGACCACUUACUGCUCAGCCAUGCGUGUCUACGAACCUCUCAACACGGCAGAGCUGUUACCCUGGUGGCGCUGCACUUUCACCGUAGGGCUUUUCCCGUAUGGGUGUGCCACCUACUACGUAUACUGGGCAAAUUGCCUUGCAGGCACCAAAUUUCCGCUGGGAAUCAAGAUCUUGGGCGGUUUGCUUGCGAGCAUCCUAUCUUCUGUUUUCGCUUUCACCUCGUGGCCUGGAUCAGAAGAGUACCGGCCAAUCUUCAUGGUGUUCAUCGGAGGCACAAUGUCAUAUACCAUGGUGUCAGCAGUCAUUCAUGGCGCCUGGUGCAUUCUUUGGGCACAUUGUGAGUCUUCCUCGGAGAAAGAUUCGGAUAGCAGCGGGGUCAGCAGCGAAGAGGUGAAGCCAGUUCACAAGCGAAGUCAUUUGUUGUGGGCGUGCGCCCAUUUCCUCUUUACAUUUGGCAGUUGGAUGUUCUUGUACAUGAUCUCCAUGGUGUUCUUGUGGCUGCAAUAUACCUCGGCGGUUGGCGCGGCCUUGUUUCUUACUCUUGCCACGAAUCUGACCGAAAAAGCUGUGAGCUGCAUGACGACGAGGCACCUGAUGAUUCCUGUUGCACUAACCCAUUCCUUUUGCGAGAGCACGCGCCUCAUCAGCUUGCUUUCCGUCACCAUGCAAUAUGGUGGAUGGUGGUGGUGCUUCAACCUUGCGCUCAACCUGGCCACGAACCUGCUCGAGCGCAGCUACAGCAGCUUCAGUUUCCUGACCUACCUAUGCCCCGGCCUGUCCAGGUUCCUUUUGCCUGGUAUGAGUAUGGUGGUACAUCAGGAGGCAAAGCUUUUGUCAGGAUAUGCUCAAUAUGUGUCCAUCGUCGCGUUUCUGACGGCAGAUUGCAUCACAGGCAAUUGGGCCACAUCGGCUUUCAACUUUGAGUCCAUAUGCCUCAUCAUCGCAUCUGUGGUCGUCGAGCUCGCAGAGGACUUGGCGAUCAGUUUUGGGAUCAAACCGCACAGUUUCUGGCGCGAAGCCCUUCACGAAGACUAUGCUGCGCAGCCAAUCCUGCAUCCGCGGCAGAUCCUCUGCAUCGACCAGGUUGGGGUCACAUGGAAUUCGCCACCGCUCUCUUUGCAUGGCACUGAUAGCCUGGACUUCUGGGAGGUGGCGGCAUUCAUGCUUCCGGCAACUUACUUCUCCUUGGUAUU